CUUCAUGCCACACUUACACAACUCCCCCGAAUCAAUUGGGCUCUUCUAGGCGGUUACAUACCAAAGACGAAGGCUUUUAUCUCGCAGCCAACCGAACCCGUACCGUCUCCAUCGAACUGGUUUACCCCACCACGUUGCCCACCACAGCCGUCAAUCCCCCCGUUCGCUAGCAUUCUCGGCCCAGCAUGCCUACGAUAACGGUAGACAAGGCGGCUCUCUUCAAAGAGCUAGGAAAAGAGUAUACAACGGAAGAAUUCGACGAGCUAUGCUUUGACUUCGGCAUCGAGCUGGAAGAGGACACGAGUCAUAGCACGAAACCGGAGGACCAGGCGCAACCGCCGCAAUUGAAAGUUGAGAUACCCGCGAAUCGAUAUGACAUGCUGUGCUUCGAGGGCAUUGCGUUGAAUCUCAGGGUCUUCUUGGAGAAGCAAAAGCUGCCGGAAUGGAAACUUAGCCCACCAGCGUCCGGGGAGCUAGAGACGCUUACGAUCAAGGAGGAGACCAUGAAGAUUCGGCCGCUCUGCUCCGGCGUUGUGCUACGGAACAUUAAGUUCACUCAAGAGAGAUACGAUUCCUUCAUUGCGCUGCAAGACAAGCUACACCAGAAUUUGGCUCGCCAGCGGACAUUAGUCUCAAUCGGAACUCAUGAUCUUGACACGAUCCAGGGUCCCUUCACAUACGAGGCUCUUCCCCCGGAGCAGAUUGAGUUCAUUCCUCUGAACCAGACCAAGAAAAUGAACGGGAAGCAGCUCAUGGAGUUCUAUGAGAAAGACAAACACCUCGGCCGAUACCUACACAUCAUUCGAGACUCGCCCGUCUAUCCCGUGAUAUAUGAUUUGAACCGCACUGUCUUGUCGCUGCCCCCGAUCAUCAACGGUGACCACAGCAAGAUCACACUCGAUACAAAGAACGUCCUCAUUGAGAUCACGGCACUGGACAAGACGAAGGUCGAGCUUGUCAACCACACGCUGGUCGCCAUGUUCGCAGGAUACGCAGAGUCGAUAGAGCCGAUUAAGAUCAUCUCACCGCACAACAACGAGUCACGGGAAGCUCCGGAUCUUACCCCGCGAGAAACACAGGUCGAGGUUGAUUAUCUGAAUCAGGUCACCGGUUUGGACCUAUCACCGGCUGAGAUAUCCAAGUUGCUAUCGCGCAUGGGCUACACCAUAACUGACUCCCGCUCAGACAGCAACCUCUUGGAUGUAUCUGUGCCAAUUACCCGGGCGGACGUUCUACAUCAGGCCGAUAUAAUGGAAGACUAUGCUAUUGCAUACGGUUUCAACAACCUUCCGCGCCAGAACCCGAACAAGUCAGCCACAAUUGCAGCCCCACUCCCAAUCAACAAGCUCAGCGAUAUUGUGCGGUUAGAAUCGGCAGCUGCUGGAUGGAACGAAGUUAUGCCUCUCAUCUUGUGCUCACACGAAGAGAACUUUGAGUGGCUAAAUCGGAAAGACGACGGAAAGACGGCCGUCAAGCUCGCCAACCCGAAGACAGUCGAAUACCAAAUCGUGCGAACGUCCUUACUACCCGGGCUACUCAAGACUAUAAACUCCAACAAGCACCAUGCAAUGCCAAUCAAAAUCUUCGAAGUCAGCGAUGUUGGCUUCAUAGAUCUGUCGUUGGAAAGGAAGAGCCGAAACGAGCGGCACUUUGCAGCAGCCAUCAUGGGGAAGACAAGCGGAUUCGAGCAAGUGCACGGCUUGCUGGACAGGCUGAUGCUGAUGCUCAAAUCGGCCUUCAUUACGCGAGAGGAAGGUCUGCAAAAUCCAAAGUUCUCUGGGUACUGGAUCGAGGAGGUUGAUGAUCCAACCUUCCUCGAGGGACACGUAGCUGCUAUUAAGCUGAACAUUGAUGGCAAGAAUGAGACUGUCGGCGUUUUCGGCAUCCUGCAUCCGUCGGUGUUGCAGAAAUUCGAAAUACCAUAUCCCGUUAGUACACUGGAGUUCAACCUCGAAGUCUUCUUGUAGCCAGUCGGUCCAUACGGUUAUAGGCGCUCUUCGUGCAUAGGAAAAGUUCGCUUGAAUUAUAGUAGAUACCUAGAUUUCAUUGCGAGAAUGAAAGAGGGUAGAUUUGUGUCACACGACUUGCGACACGCUGAAAAGCUCCAAUCACCACUUUGAAC
This is a messenger RNA of Trematosphaeria pertusa, 2122 nucleotides long. RefSeq names its product phenylalanyl-tRNA synthetase. Lineage: Eukaryota; Fungi; Ascomycota; Dothideomycetes; Pleosporales; Trematosphaeriaceae. Bases 186 to 1967 code for a protein of 593 amino acids. The record is from RefSeq and is a predicted model, not a curated record. Gene Ontology annotation, molecular function: phenylalanine-tRNA ligase activity; magnesium ion binding; RNA binding. Gene Ontology annotation, cellular component: cytoplasm; phenylalanine-tRNA ligase complex. Gene Ontology annotation, biological process: phenylalanyl-tRNA aminoacylation. The transcript has 6 exons.